This is a messenger RNA of Anolis carolinensis (green anole), 1101 nucleotides long. It is a transcript of the gene dkkl1, whose product is annotated as dickkopf like acrosomal protein 1. The record is from RefSeq and is a predicted model, not a curated record. The transcript has 5 exons. Bases 197 to 952 code for a protein of 251 amino acids. Lineage: Eukaryota; Metazoa; Chordata; Lepidosauria; Squamata; Anolidae.
UUUUUGAUUUGAGUCAUAAAGGAAGCCUUCUGAGAUCACUGGUUCUAGUCCAUUGCACCUUAAGUGGUUCCAAGCAACUGCUACGUAGGCCAACAUUAGUCUGCAUUAGUGUUGAAAACCGAUUGUAUAUGACGUUUUCAUCCUUCCUGGUGCGUUGGAACCCCUACAUAAGUGGUCUGGCUCAGGUGGCCACAGAAUGAAGGACCGGGCCAAAAUGCUGAUGUUGCUGUUAGUGUGGGGAUUAUGGUACCUGACAGCGCUGGAAGAGGGAGGUACUGCAUCUGCUGCCUUCUUGUUUCCCAGCGUGGAGAGACAGCUCCAGGACACUAAGAAGUCUGUGGAUGAUAAAAAUGAGAACAGUGUGGACCAGAAUAUUAUGAAGAUUAUGGAGGACAGCCUGGAAAUUCUGGGGAAAGAAACAAUGGAUAUUCCUGUGGAAACCAGCAAGCUGAUUUUAGACUAUCGCAAUGAGAAGAAACGUCAGAAGGUGGAGAAUGCCACACUGUACAGCCAGAAGGAAGUCAUGAAAUUGACAGAUAAUCAUACUGAUAUAUUGUUCUCAGAGGAAAUUAUGACCUCAAUUGAACAGAUGGACACUCAAGGUGAAGAGAAAAAGGAGAAAAUGCCAGAGGCUAGUCAGCAAGAAAAAAGCAUUGAGGAAGACAGACCAAUCACUGAGAACAGGUUCCUGAAUUUGGGUGUCCCCCAGCCAAGACUUCGGCUAUUUUUUAUCUAUCGCUUCCCUCCUCAACUUAAGAGUGAGCAGCAGGUCCCUGAAGCAAACUGGUUAAAGGAAGAGCCAGUCAGUGAUAGGAGGCACAGGCUGCUGGCCAUUCGGAAUGGGCUUUUAGCUGCCCCCCGACCCAUCAAGAAGAAGGCCCUGCUUGUCACCCCGACUCAACCAACCACCCCGAGAAAACGUCGCUUCUUUUUCUUCUGGAGGAAAAUAUAAGACACAAGGAAAGGCACCUGUGUGGGUCAUGGUGUCUGCCUCAGUUUCCUCUUCUCAUAUCUCAAGAGUGGGGGUGGAUCAGAGUGAGAUGGGGGGAAUCUGUUUCUCUUGAAAUAAAAACUCAUUCUCUUUCAGAGUAAAAUCCUGAA